This is a messenger RNA of Lactuca saligna, 3129 nucleotides long. The record is from the annotation of a GenBank genome assembly. NCBI's taxonomy places the organism in Eukaryota, Viridiplantae, Streptophyta, Magnoliopsida, Asterales, Asteraceae.
AUGAAUUCUUUCACGCUACUUUGGCUUCUAUCAGUUGCGUCAUUGUGUACUAAUUGUCUGUGUGACAACAAAAACCCAGGACAUAUUUUGUGCAUUAAGAAGGAGAGAUUGGCGCUUUUGCAGUUUAAGAAUGAUCUGAUAGAUGCUUCCAACCGCCUCUCUUCUUGGAGCAGUGCCAAGAAUAUGGACUGUUGUCAAUGGGCUGGAAUCGUCUGUGAUAACAUUACUGGCCAUGUCCAAGAGCUUCAUCUUCAAGGACCUGAUCCCGAUCUUGAAGAAGCAUCCAAUCAGAGACUUGGAGGAAGCAUAAAUCCUUCUCUACUAUCGUUGAAGCAACUUAAGUACCUUGACUUGAGCUGCAACGAUUUUGAAGCUAUUCAAAUUCCAAGUUUCAUAGGUUCUCUAAUAAACUUGAGAUACCUGAAUCUCUCACUAUCACAAUUCCAAGGUAACAUUCCUCAUGAAAUCGGUAAUCUGUCCAAUUUGGUUGUCCUUGAUCUCAGAAUUGGACGAUGGCUAAGUGAUUUUACUGUUAAGAGCUUGGAUUGGUUGUCGGGUCUCCCUUUACUACAGUACCUCGACAUGUCUGGAUAUGAUCUUAACACUGUAUCUGAAUGGCUUCAAGCGAUCCACACCCUUCCAGCAUUGAACGAAUUGCACUUGUCUUCAUGUAAUCUUUCUCAAAUCCCACGUCACCCAACCAAACUUAAUUUCACUUCGCUUACCAUUCUUGAUCUUUCUUAUAACUUCUUUGACACUUUGAUGCCUGGGUGGAUUUUUAGUCUAAGUAAGCUAGUUUCCUUGGAUUUGUCUAGAUGCCUUUUCCAUGGUCCGGUUCUUGAUAGUGUUAGUGGUUUCAACAACCUGACUCAUCUAAAAUUUCUUCAUGUUACUGAAAAUGAUUUUAUGAAUUCACCAUCUGUUUUGAAGGGGUUGAUGAGCCUAACAAGCCUUGUGUCGCUAGAUGUUAGUACCUGUGAUAUUUCAAGUCCAAUUCUUGGUGGCCUUCAUAAUAUGACUUCUCUUGUUAGUAUCGAUUUGUCACAAAAUCAUAUUGUGGAGGCUUUGCCAAACUCAUUUGGCGUCCUUUGCAACUUGAUUCACAUUGAUUUCCGAUCUAAUAAUUUCAGUGGAAGUGUAUCGGAGCUUUUAACUAAUUUGUGUGAAUGCAAAUCUCCUAAGUUAGAGUAUUUAGCUUUUUCUGCAAACCGCCUUUCUGGUUCUAUUCCAGAGAGAAUAGGACAACUUCAACAUUUGGUCACUUUUGAUCUUGCAUUCAAUUACAUUUCUGGUAUAAUUCCGUAUUCUUUAGGAAGAUUGUCAUUCUUGAAGGAGUUGAUGCUUAAUGUUAACUCCCUUUCUGGUCCUCUACCCGAUUCACUUGGGAACUUAACAUCAUUGUUUUGGUUAGAGAUUUCUUACAACAAUUUCAAUGGAAGUCUACCUGAAAGUAUAGGACACCUUGGGAACUUGGAUUACAUGAGUGUGCAUCACAAUUCAUUGACGGGUGUUCUAACGGAAAAUCACUUUGCCAAUCUCACAUCAUUGAAGACCAUAUGGGCAGAAGCAAACAUGUUAUCGCUACAACUAAGAGACAAAAAUUGGGUCCCACCCUUCCAACUUAAGGUCCUGAGAAUAGGUUCUUGGAGUUUAGGCCCUCACUUUCCUUCAUGGAUUCAGUCACAAAAAAACUUGACUGAUUUGGACAUAGCCAAGGCAGGAAUUUCAGAUGUCAUUCCAAGUUGGUUUUGGAGCUCGUUUUCAGAUAUUGUUUUCUUGAAUAUAUCUCAAAAUAGUAUCCAUGGGAUUCUGAAAGGAGACCUUAGCAUCCUUGCACCAAAUGCAAUCGUUGAUCUAAGUGACAACUAUUUUCAAGGUCCAUUACCUGGAAAUUUCACUGAAGCUGACUUUGUUUUUCUAGAUGUAUCAAACAAUAAUCUUUCAGGUUCCAUUGAGCAGUUCUUGUGUCCAAGUUUGGAAAAAGAUAGACCCCUACAAGUUCUUGAUCUAGCCAAUAACAACAUGUCGGGUGUUAUUCCAGAUUGUUGGAUGAAUUGGCAAGCUUUAUCAGUUGUAAACUUUGAGAACAAUAAGUUUUCUGGUGAAAUUCCAGAAUCUGUGGGGAACUUAUUUUCCCUUCUGUCAUUCAACAUCCGCAACAACACGCUCUCUGGCAAACUACCUGCAUCUCUAUUGAAUUCUGAAAGCUUACAGAUUAUUGAGCUUGCUGAGAAUGAAUUCAUUGGAAGAAUACCAUCCUUGAUAGAUGGAAAAGAAACAAAGUUGAAACUACUCAACCUCAGAUCAAACAAGCUGCAAGGUGAAAUCCCUGAUGAACUAUGUCGUCUCACAUCAAUCCAGAUCCUGGAUCUUGCCCAUAACAAUCUAUCAGGAACCCUUCCGAGAUGCUUCUACAACUUCAGCAUCAUGUCUGGAAGGCAAGGCUCAAGUCCGAUUGUUCUAUAUGACGUGCCAUUUCAGGAUCAAUUUCUUGGUAGUGCGUUGUUGGUGACUAAAGGAAGAGAGUUUGAAUAUAGCACCAUUUUAUAUCUGGUAACAACUUUGGAUCUUUCAGGUAAUAAGUUUUCUGGACCCAUUCCACGAGAACUUAUGGGGCUUGUAGGUUUGCGUUGGUUGAAUUUGUCAGGAAAUCAAUUAACAGGAAGAAUUCCAGAGGAGAUUGGUGAAAUGACAUUACUUGAAUCUCUUGAUUUUUCCAUGAACCAGCUUGAUGGGAGGAUUCCUUGGAGCAUGUCGAGGUUGUCAGCCUUAAAUUGGUUGAAUUUGUCUUCCAACAAACUGACGGGAGAAAUCCCAACAGGUACUCAGCUUCAGAGCUUAAAUGAAUCGAGCUUCAAGGAAAACACACUCUGUGGGCCUCCACUUACAGUUGUCUGCAACAAGAAAUGGGCCUCACCUGAUGCAAGCAUAGGAAGCGGAGAAGAACAAAAUGAGGAUGAUGAAUCAGAUGGACAAAACUGGGGAUUUAUCAUCAGCAUUGUGCUUGGAUUUAUAAUUGGCUUUUGGGUUAUGGUUGCUCCUUUAAUUGCAAGUAAAGUAUGGAGAGGUGCUUACUUUUCUUUUCUCCAUAAAGUGUGGUUCAAUAUUUGUAUUGCUAGUCAUAGUUAA